AUGAAUGCAGCUGCAGUUUUAAGUUUUCUCUGGAACGCUGCCUUAAUAAAUCUGGGAAAAAUGAAAUUGACUCCAUUUUAUGUUUUGGUUAGUUUGCUGUCCCUUUCAUCAGCUGUAGUUAGAUAUGAUAAUUAUACAUUGUAUAAAAUAUUUCCUAAAUCUUCUGACGAACUUAAAGUUCUUCAAAACUUACAACGGUCUAAGGAGUAUAAAUUGGAUUUCUGGAGGGAUCCAUACAGAGUAGGAAUACCUAUUAGUGUACUGGUUUCGCCAGAAGAAAAAUAUAAUUUUGAAAAUAUCAUUAGUAGAAGUAAUGUAGAGUUUCAAGUUCUAAAUAGCAAUAUUCAAGAACAAAUAGAUGAAGAAUCUAGAUUAAAUAGGCUUCGGAGUAUACAGCAAGGUAAUUUGACAUGGGACAGAUACUAUGAUUUGGAACAUGAUCGUAUGUGGAGAAAAACGCGUAGUGACUAUGGUACAGGCUGUAAAGGUACCGAUGCUAACCGUAACUGGGGAUACAAAUGGAAUGAGUUAGGAGCAACUAACAAUCCGUGUGACCGUUUAUAUGCUGGACCUUCUGCUUUCUCUGAGAUUGAAACUAAAAGUUUAUCUGAAUAUAUGAGCAAGGUAGCAAAUGAAAUACUACUUUAUAUAUCAUUUCAUUCAUAUGGGCAAUAUAUUCUAUUACCUUACGGUCACACUAGGGAUCAUUUGGAUAACUACGAUGGAGCUAUAACGACGUAA
Molecule: messenger RNA, 741 nt
Organism: Diabrotica balteata
Lineage: Eukaryota; Metazoa; Arthropoda; Insecta; Coleoptera; Chrysomelidae
Source: the annotation of a GenBank genome assembly